AUGGAAGUUCUUGCACUGAUUGAAAGCCAACUGGAAUAUCCAAAUGACAAGAACAACUCAAUGUCACCAAUAAAUCAACUUCUCUUGACAUUGAGAUACUAUGCUACUGGUGACCAUCAAAUUACUAUGGGAGAUUUUUGUGGAGUAAGCCGGCCUACUGCACAUCGAGUGAUACACAAGGUUACAAGAGCAAUAGGCGGAUUAUCAUCCACUUACAUUAGAUUUCCUCAGACUUCCACUGAGAUAAGAAGCACACAAUUAGAUUUUUAUAACAUCGCUCGAUUUCCAAAAGUAAUUGGUGCAUUGGAUUGCACCCAUAUAAAAAUAAUAUCACCAGGAGGAGAUUACGCAGAAACUUUCAGAAAUAGAAAGUCCUGGAAAUCAAUAAAUGUCCAGGCCAUUUGCAAUGCAAAUCUUGUAAUUACAGAUUUAGUAGCAAGGUGGCCUGGAAGUGUACAUGAUGAGAGGAUUUUCAGUGCCUGCCGAAGAAAUGCCAUGUUUGAGCUCGGGAACUAUGGUGAUGCUGUUUUGGUUGCAGAUAGUGGUUAUAUGAACCGAAGAUAUCUAAUGAUGCCUUUAGAUAGACCCACAACAAGGGAAGAAGUUUUGUUUAACGAAUCCCAAAUAAGGACAAGAAACCCGGUUGAGAGAAUGUUUGGCAUUUGGAAACGUCGGUUUCCAGUACUAGCAUUGGGUAUUAGAGUAGCCUUAAAAAAUUGUUUGCCUAUUAUUGUGGCCACUGCAGUAUUACAUAAUAUACUGCAGUCUAGGGGUGAGGGCAUACCAGAAGAUGAUCCUGACCUAGCUUUGCCAGCUCCAUGGGAAUCUUUGCUGAUGGAGGGAACAAUCCGUCAGCAGCGUUCUCAGGAACAUAAUAUUGAGAGGCGAGACAUAAAUCCAGAAAGAAGGAGUUUAAUAAAUAAUUAUUUUAAGAGUCUGUAG
This is a messenger RNA of Hyposmocoma kahamanoa, 942 nucleotides long. RefSeq names its product putative nuclease HARBI1. The coding region runs from base 1 to 942 and encodes 313 amino acids. The transcript is spliced from 2 exons. The record is from RefSeq and is a predicted model, not a curated record. Lineage: Eukaryota; Metazoa; Arthropoda; Insecta; Lepidoptera; Cosmopterigidae.